AUGACUGGAGACCGAACGACCUAUGGAAAUAUAUUGAUUAUGAUCAAAUGUUGGAGCAAGAGGCUAAGCGUAGAUGGAAAUAAUCAGUACGACCAUGAGACAUGUCACGAGAAAUCUUGUCGGGUCGCGGACUCGUGCUUGAACCAGACUCAGGACUGCUUGCGAGACUGUGUGUGCGAGAACCCCGCCGAUUACAAGUGGACUGUCAAGCUAAUGCUCUUCGUCUACCUCAUCAUCGGGAACAUCAUGUUACUCAACUUACUCAUCGCUAUUUUCACGCAUGUAUUCGACGAGGUCCAUGAGAACAGCAUGGAGAUCUGGAAGUUCGAGAUGUACCGCCUGAUUCGUGAAUAUGAGAAGAAACCUGUUUUGGUAAUACCCCUUGUGUUAGUGCAGCAUUUCUGGCAGUUCUUUAAGGCUGUGGGGAGAGCUUGUUGUGCUGCUAAGGCCGAAGAAGAGUCGACUGAAUACGAGAGCGACGCUAUGGUAACACUGAGGCUGAUCGAGAAGGAGGCAACACAGGCUUUCCUGGCGAGGAUCCAUGCGGCUGAGGAGAACAGCCUUCAGGCGCGCGUGAAGAGGAUGAGCGACAAAAUUGACAGAGUAACAAAGUACAUUGACCAGAAAAUGGGGAUGAAAGAAAACGGGAAGUCAGAAGAACUACAGGAAAUGCAGAAAAACAAGGAUGGCAAAACCGAACGUCUUCCUGUGGUGUCUCCGCGCAGGAAGAUCACUCUUCUGCCCCCGAUGAAAGAUUCUUCUCAAAAACAGAAGCAGCAGGAAGGAAAGAAUUGCAAAAACGAUGAUGAUGACGGUGACGUCGAUGAGGACGAAAUUUCGGAUAACGAGAUCGAGUCUGAACUGGCUCAUCUCUUUGAUAGGCGAAGCAAUUGUGGCUGCCUGCAACAGCGUGGUCGCGGCAGGCCAGCACACGUAAGCAGUCUUCAUGUCGUCCCUCACGUCACAAAGGUCAUUCCACUCAGAAAAUGUACGGGGAAGCGUCCUUGCAUGCUUCCCGUGGCACGGUGUCCCCGCACCGCCGCUCUCGCCGUCGCCGGACUCGCUUAA
Molecule: messenger RNA, 1068 nt
Organism: Penaeus vannamei (Pacific white shrimp)
Lineage: Eukaryota; Metazoa; Arthropoda; Malacostraca; Decapoda; Penaeidae
Source: RefSeq, a predicted model, not a curated record